Messenger RNA from Pelagomonas calceolata, 1991 nucleotides. Lineage: Eukaryota; Pelagophyceae; Pelagomonadales; Pelagomonadaceae. The record is from the annotation of a GenBank genome assembly.
CGUGCUGUCUGAGGCGCAUCGGUGGCUUUGGGUGGCUUUGAGGACCGUAACGUACUUCCCUUAAGCAGCAUUGCUCCUGCUCUACGUGCGGUAGCCAGCGGCAGGUCGUAGAGGCAGCCCAAUUAUGGGCAUGCUAGCAAUGCAUCUCCUAUGCAGCUAAGCCUCGCCCUGCUGCUGGCCGGCACGGCCCGGGCAGCCAAGACGAUGGUUGGCGGCGAAGCGGUGAACAACGCGCACCUCGCCCUACUCAAGCAGCGUUUCCUCGCGGGAAUGGAUCGCAGCGGCGGCGUUUGGGGGCCGGCGCUCAGCGAUUGGUCGACGGCGCAGCGGCGUGAGCGCAAGGAGAACGGUAAGUUCCUCAUCGCCUUCGCCGACGACUAUGGAUUGGGCAACCGCAUCAACAUCGUCACGUCAACGCUCGCGCUCGCGAUGGCGACGGGGCGAUCGCUCAUCGUGCUCUGGCCGCACACGGAUUGUAGAUACCUGUGUGGAAAUCAAAAUUUUACGGCGCGUUCGUUGUCCUCCACGCCAUCGACGCGACGCCUGCUCGAUGGCGUGGCGAUGCAGUACCCGACGCACUGGUUGAUUUCCACACAGGCAGACACACGAACCACGGCGACUGCGACCCGACGUCGAUCAACGACCUAUUUGUGGAGAACGAAACGAGGGCGCAGUGGGGCGUCGGGAGUCAUACCCAGUGCAUAAAUCAAAUUGUCGCGGCGCGUCCGUCACGGCUGAAUCAUGGCCUCCACGCCAUCGACGCGAUGCCUGCUCGACGGCGUGGCGGUGUGGUCUCUCGCCGCUCGAUUCAGGCUGUGCGACCGCGUUCUCGCCGAGAAAGGACUUGAUGAAGAAUUAUCGGGCGCGCCCGACUCACUGGUUGAUUUAUGCACAGGUCAUGCGCAUGCCGCGAUCACUCGGUGUAGAGACGACAUCAAGCGCCACGCUAAGCCACUGAAACGGUGGGCUAUUGGGGAAGAGGACGAUCGGAAGACGGCGGACCACCUGCGUACCCACAAACUAGGUCCGGAUUGGCGCGAGGAGCUGUGUGGAAAUCAAAUUUUUAGGCGCUUAUCCCGGUAACUGCAUCUGCUCGAUGGCGUGGAGGUCUCACUGGUUGACUCCGCACAGGCAAGGAGGACCCCUACCUGUGCACGUACGGCUUUUUUUAUUGGGGCUGGGCGUUGACGUGCAACAAGAACCUGCGGAGGGCGUGGGGCCUCGACCCGAAAGCGGGCAACCCGUGGGCCGAGUUUGGUGGAUUGAUGAGCUGGUUGUUGGGAGACGCCCGCGCCUCGAUCGUAUCUAGGGUGCACAAGGCACUCGGCGACAAAAACAUAAAGUGCGACGUGGGAAUGCAUCUGAGACGCGCAGAUAACCUUCCGGGCGACGGGAAACAACAGACGGAGAACUUGAAGUACAAGGUAGUGCAUAAAUCAAUUGUUGCUGCGGCGGCGGCGCGUCCACUGGGGAACCAUGACCCUGCACGCCAUCGACGCGACGCAUGCUCGACGGCGAGGGACUCACUGGUCGAUUUGCACAUAGGUACAAGGUCCACCUCGAACAAGCACUAAAUGGAAUCCCACAUCCCAAUGUUUACAUCGCCGCCGACCACGAGUCGAAGAAAACGAAGUGGAUGCUGAUGCACCACCUAGAGGAGCGACCGGAUACGCAUAUACUCUCAGUCGGUCAAAGGGGGCGCGUCGCGGACCGGGGAUCACGUUCUGGUUUAUUGGACGCCCUGGCCGAGAACUUCAUCCUGUCGUCGUGCGAUACGCUUCUACCUCGCGGCACGGGUGCCUCGACGUUCCACGACGUCGCCGUCGCGCGGGCCGCGUUUCAGCAAAAGUGGAACGAGUCGCGGGCCGCCGCCUUCGCGUUUCGACGGAAGGAUCGGCCCGCGCGGCCGCUGAUCAGUCCUGCGCUCUGCGCGGAUCUGGACGAGCAGCGCAACGCGUCGAAUAGUACUAGUUAAUUCCAUGUUUUACUUG